ACUCUGUCAGGUUUUGAAGAUUGAAUUACUAUUUUGGUACAUUAAUAUAGUUUAGUGACCACUAUGAAAUUCCUAGUCCUGACUCUUGUUCAACGGAAGUGACUCGGACUUUGGGGCGUGUUUGACGAACGACCCUUUAGUUCCCAGAGUCGGAAUGUGGUAGUUGGUUCAGACUUCAGGCGACGGAGAAAGAAGAAGAAGGAAAAUUUCCGGAGCGCGGUGGCGCGGUUGUCGUCGGGCGUGGGGAAGGAAAGGAAUCCCAACAUCUAAGAAGGUAACAGUAGUCUGCAAUUAGGGGUUUUGGUGGAGAAGAAGCAACCUUGGGGGAAUCUUUUGCCGCGCCCUGCUUCUUUUGGGGCGUUUGAGGAUUUCCUCUUCGGCUCUUCCUUCAACCCCUCCAUCAGUUCUAUGUAUUAAACCCAAAUCACUCCUCCUUCCUCUUCCCUCUCCAACUCCAACAUCACAUCUCCGCCGCCGCCUCCGCCGCCGUACCACCGGACCCGAUCCGACCUGCCCAUAUGAAACCCCUCCGCCCCUUUUCCUACCUCCUAUGCAUCUUCUCGUUCCUAAUCGCUGCAAGUGCAGUGCUCUGCUCCGCCGCUGCUGCCGACGGCGUAACGGCGGUGGUUCUUCCAUCAGCAGCAGCUCCACCGUGGGCGGUUGACUUCAGUCAUCGGUCUCCAUCUGCCCGCUCUCUCAAAUCCUUCUCCUCGGAAUCGGAGGAUGAUUCUUCUUCUCCGGCUGAAUUAGUUGCUCUGCUUAACGGCACUAUUUGUCUCCAAGAUCCCAUCUCCGGGAAGGUUCUAUGGUCCUUCUCAUCUGGCUCUCCCGUCUACUCUUCCUAUCAAUCCCCUUUUCUGGGCCAAGCCGCCGGCGAUCAAGACAACAGCAUUUUUGGACCCAAUUCUGCUUUCUUCCUUGACUAUGGAGACGACUGGCAGCUCUACGCCCACGGCAAACAUUCUACCCGAAUGAAACUUCCCAAGGGUAUCGACGACUUCAUUAAGAUAACACCGCAUAUUUCCGAGGAUGGAACUGUAAUCCUGGGCUCCAAGAAAACCACUGUGUUUGCUCUUGAGGCCAAGAGUGGGAACUUAGUUCGAACUUACAGCUCCCCUGAUUCGUUACCACCACAUCAGAGAUAUGGUGGUGGUGAUGUGGAGAAUAGUAAUGUCCGACCAGCAUCUAGCUCCAAAGAUGCUGCUGUUGACAUGAUUUACGUCACGAGGACAGAUUAUGCGCUGGAAACUUUUGGUCCCAAUUCGGAUAAGGUAUUUUGGAAUGUGGAAGUGGCAACUGUGGAGGCUGCUUUUAUUUGUAAGUAUGAUGCUGCAGUUGGGGAUGGUGAUUCUGUUGACACGUCGGAUUUGCUUUGUCAAUCAAAGCGGCUGGAAGUUCGAAGGCAGGAUAAGCCGCCUCAAGCUUCAAUCCCAGCUAUUGAUGGUGAAGAGAAGCUAAGGCUUCCUAGUUCUAAAUCUGGCUUUGCUUCUCCUACACAAUCUGAAGGGUACAAGGUGUCAGAUCUUGUUGCUGAUUCUGAAGAUACAGAAGGAAUGCUUGGUUUGUCAAAUGAUCCUGGGGAAAUUGUGCAGGAGGAAAUACGAGUGCUUCACAGAUUCAAGUGGUCAAAGUUUAUAUUUUUCGGUUUGUUUGCUAUCACCUUUUCAUUGGCCUUUGUGUUUUACCACCGUACGCUGCUGGCAACUGAGAAAGUAUCGUUGAAAGGUCAUUCUUUGUCUUCUAAAAAGAAGAGGAAUAGAAGAUUGGGGAAAAAGACUAACAGCGAUGCAGAUGUUAAUGAGGAUGGUAACAGAAUGUGGUUGAAUCUUAAUCAACUUACUGAUGAUCAUGAUGUGAAUGGGCGUAGAAUAGGUAAGUUAUAUGUAUCAGAUACUGAGAUUGCUAAGGGAAGUAAUGGAACCAUAGUGCUCGAGGGUAUUUAUGAAGGCAGGAGGGUUGCUGUUAAAAGGCUUGUCCAGGCUCAUCAUGAUGUGGCGUUCAAAGAAGUUCAGAAUCUCAUUGCAUCAGAUAGGCAUCCAAACAUUGUUCGAUGGUAUGGCGUGGAGUAUGAUAAGGAUUUUGUUUAUCUGUCACUGGAACGGUGUACCUGCAGCUUGAAUGAUUUGGUCCAGAUGUACUCCCGAUCUUCACCUUCCUCUGCGAAAGAACCAGCUAGGGUAGCUGCAAAAAAUAAUUCAGUGUUGGUUUCAGUUGCGACUGCUAUGAAGGACCUCAAUUUGUGGAAAGAAAAUGGUCAUCCAUCAGCUCUUCUCUUGGCACUCAUGAGGGAUAUGGUAUCUGGACUUGCACAUUUGCAUGAGCUAGGAAUAAUUCACAGGGACUUGAAGCCGCAAAAUGUAUUGAUAAGCAAGGAAAGAUCUUUGUGUGCAAAGCUUUCUGACAUGGGCAUAAGUAAGCGGCUGCUAGAAGAUAUGUCUUCGUUGGGCCAUCAAGCAACUGGUGAGCUUUUAUAGUUUAGUCUAUGAAAUGGAAAUAAUACCAGUUUAACACAUAUAUGCUAAUAGAAAUCAGUUUAAUGACAUUGUAGGAUGCGGUAGCUCAGGUUGGCAAGCGCCUGAACAGCUUCUCCAUGGCCGCCAAACACGUUCAGUGGAUUUAUUCGGCUUAGGCUGCGUCUUCUUUUUCUGCAUCACUGGUGGUAGACACCCGUUUGGCGAACCACUCGAACGUGAUAUCAAUAUAGUGAAGAACCAAAUCAAUCUAUUCUUGUUAGAGCAUCUCCCGGAGGCUGAGAAUCUUAUUUCCAGUUUAUUAAACCCCGAACCUGAACUUAGGUAUUAUUUGCUGGGAAUCUUUCUUUCAGUCAGUAGCAUUACCCUUCUAUGAGCAGAAAAAUACCUCCAUGCUUUCAUGGUUGCUCAAAACUUAUUCAUUGACAAUGUUGCCUCUAUUUGUGGUCAGACCAAAGGCGCACGAAGUUCUGCAGCAUCCCAUGUUCUGGAGUUCUGAGACGAGACUUUCAUUUCUACGAGACACCAGUGACAGGGUGGAACUAGAAGAUCGAGAGAGCAAUUCCGAUCUUUUGGCAGCAUUGGAGAGCGUUGCACCGACAGUGCUGGGAGGCGGAAAAUGGGAUGAGAAGAUGGAGCCCUCGUUCAUUAACAACGUCGGCCGUUAUCGUCGCUAUAAGUACGACAGUGUGAGGGACUUGCUGCGCCUCAUGCGCAACAAGCUGAAUCACUACAGAGAGCUCCCUGAAGAAAUCCAGGAGGUAGUUGGACCAGUUCCAGACGGCUAUGACGGGUAUUUCGCCACUCGAUUCCCAAAGCUGUUGAUCGAAGUUUACCAAGUGGCUCGGAGAUACCUUGCAGAAGAGGAAUGCUUUCGCAAGUACUUCGGAACGGUUUGAUUUGGAUUUCGAGGCGCUCUGUAGCUGCCAUGGAGCCUGGAAGCAGCAUGUGAUUAUAUUAUAGGUACUGUAAAUAAGAUCUGUAAGACUUCUAAUGAUACUGUAAUCAUAUUUCAAGCAACUUCAUCUAAUAUAAUUUCCUUCAGCCUGAUCCGAUCUUGUGCACUGUCCUAUAUCCAUCCACUGGCUGCUUUGAGUUGAAUUGUAUAGAUGUGUGAAUUGUAAUGAAGAACGUGCCUUAGACUCCGUUCUCAAUACCAAUGUCCUUGUUUGUAGAGAACUCAACCUGUCUUCCUGCCUUGGAAUCUUGAGUCUCCCCAUUGCCAGCUUCGCGCUCGCUUCUGUUAGAUGCUCUCUCAAGCGACCUCCUCCUGGACCGGCUUGCAACAUUCUCCUCUUUCUCAUCCACGAACGAAAAGAAAGUCUGAAGACGAGCAGAUGCUGACGAGAGGGAGAGAGCAGCAGAGGAGGAAGAAGAAGAGUGGGACAUGUCUGCCUGCUGGUGGCGGCUAAACUGUCUGGCAAUGUUGAGAAAAUAUAGCAGGAGGGCUAUCAGGCAAGCCAAGCCACAUAUGAGGAAGAGUCCCCAGAAGCUUGAGAGCUGAAGUCUGUCUACUUGAAAAGUCGUGGUUUGCGAGCUACAAGCGCUGCUCAUCAGCCAUUUAUCAUGAAUCCUCUGAAGAUCUCCGUUUUCGGACAGCUUGAGAAUGGCAGUGGACAGAUCAACUGCCAGUGGAGAGUCCCUCGGGAAGGCAAAUCCCCAGCCGUUCUUGGUGAACUCUUGACCUACUAUACUGAAGUCGCACCUGGUCGAAAGGAAUAGUUCGAGAUAUGACUGUUCGUCGACUACAGCAGCAACGCCGCCUUUGUGAGGACCAGCUUUUAGGGCCCUUUCGCAGUCCUCGGGGCCCUUGAGUGGGACCAUCCUGGAUUCAUGGAAACCAAGUUCGUCAACCAAGUAGUCCCGGGCGAAUGAACCUUGUUGGUAACCAAUGGGGUCGUUGCUAGUUCUCAGGGUCUCGAUUCCUUUGAUGGGUGAAGAAAGCUGCUGCACUGUUAAGAUUGAGGUCAGGCUGGCCGUGUAGCUUGAGUUGAUUAUCAGAACAACGAACAGCCAUAUGAUCAGCACGAUCCGCCCCAGGGUGCUCACGGUGUUCUCUUCUGUACACAUGAAAGGUUAGGAAGUUUGAAGAGAUUGGAUGAGGAAUACAGCACAUUAAUUUUGAUUGCUUUCAAAAUCCACUUACUGUGAGCGAAGAACAAUGUUGAAAAGCUGAACCUGCAGAAUCAAAUAAAGAAACUGUUAGUUACUGGAUUCACCUAUAACAUGCUGAACCUACAAUCGUCUCUAGUUCUGCCA
Messenger RNA from Linum tenue, 4730 nucleotides. Lineage: Eukaryota; Viridiplantae; Streptophyta; Magnoliopsida; Malpighiales; Linaceae. The record is from the annotation of a GenBank genome assembly.